AUGAUGACUACAUCAAUAUUGACAACGACAAACACAAUCAUCAAAAUCCCUUUAAAGUGCAACGCAACACAAACAUGUCCUUCAACUUAUCCAAGCAGAUUGGAACCAAUGAUCUCUUCCUUGGAAACUUGUCCUGACUACUUCAGAUGGAUCCAACAAGACCUAAAAGUAUGGGAAGAGACAGGGAUCACAAGGGAAACACUAGAGAGAGCAAAACCAAAGGCUCAUUUCAGGCUAGUGAUAAAGUCAGGGAGAUUGUACGUUCAUCAGUACGACAAGGCUUAUGAGUCAAGAGAUGUGCUCACAAUCUGGGGGAUACUUCAACUUUUAAGAAUGUAUCCUGGUCAAGUCCCUGAUCUUGAGCUUCUCUUCUUCUGUCAUGAUAUACCAGCUAUUUGGAAACGAGACUUUAGGCAACCGGAACCAAAUGCCACGUGGCCUCCUCCGCCGUUGUUUCAGUACUGUGGUCACCGUGAAGCCUACGGCAUCGUUUUCCCUGAUUGGAGCUUCUGGGGCUGGCCGGAGGUGAAUAUAAAGGAGUGGACAAAAUUAUCUGUGGCGAUUAGAGAAGCCAACAAAAGGGUUAAAUGGAACGAUAGAGUUCCAUAUGCUUACUGGAAAGGGAACUCUGGGGUUCAUCGCGAAAGAGGAAACCUUAUGAAAUGUAACUUCUCCGAUAAGUAUGAUCCCAUGGUUCGUCUCUAUGAGCAGGAUUGGGGGAAGGAGAGGGAGAUAGGGUUUAAAAGUUCAAACCUAGAAGACCAAUGCACCCAUAGGUACAAGAUCUACAUAGAAGGUCGAGCAUGGUCGGUGAGCAAAAAAUACAUACUAGCAUGCGACAGUAUGACUCUACUGAUCAAAGCCGAGUACUUCGAUUUCUUCGGAAGAAGUUUGGUUCCGUUAGAACAUUACUGGCCCAUUAAAUCUCACGAGAAAUGUGGUGAUCUCAAGUUCGCCGUGGAAUGGGGUAACAACAACACUAAGAAGGCGCAAGUUAUAGGGAGACAGGGAAGUGAUUACAUUAUGAAGAACCUAGAGAUGAAGUAUGUGUAUGAUUACAUGUUGUAUGUGUUGCAAGGGUACGGGAAACUAAUGAAGUUGGAUGUGACUGUGCCUGAAAAUGCAACCGAAGUGUGUUCGGAGACGAUGGCUUGUCCGAUCACUGACGGUGGCCUGAUCAGGCAGUGCAUGGACGACUCAUUGGUUAUGUCUCCAAGCGUUAAAUCGGCUUGUGAUUUGCCGCGGCCUUAUAGAGAUGAUGAGCUGAAGAGGUUUCUUGAGAAACAAGAAAGUGCGGAGAGAAAGGUUGAGAAGUGGACCAAUGAGUAUUGGGAGGCCCAAAACAAGACAUUUCAACAAAGAAAGUAAGUACAAUUCACCCGGGAGUAAUGCAAGUGGUAUAACAAUAUUAAAUGUUUAAAACUUUAUGUCAGUCGUCAUAUAAGCACCAACUUUGUUUGUUUUUUUAACAAAUGAAUAUGAUAUCAUUAAUUCUUUUCUGUU
Messenger RNA from Arabidopsis thaliana (thale cress), 1503 nucleotides. Its product is annotated as O-glucosyltransferase rumi-like protein (DUF821). The transcript is spliced from 5 exons. Lineage: Eukaryota; Viridiplantae; Streptophyta; Magnoliopsida; Brassicales; Brassicaceae. The record is from RefSeq and is marked reviewed. Bases 1 to 1368 code for a protein of 455 amino acids.